AUGUUCAGGAAUUCCACAACUAGAUCUGCUGGUCGAACCAACAAGGAUUGCAAUCAUGAAAGAACCCCUGGUCAACGAAGUGGGGGGCCUCCUUUGGGUGGGUCAACUCCCUCUGAGAACAGUGGUGAUGCUAAGAGAAGGAGUAAUAUCCUGCCUGCCUCUUGGUACAUCCCUCCCAGAGGGAAUGGGGGAGGCGGAGGAGGCAGUGACCACGGUGGAGGAGGAGGAGGAGGAGGAGGAGGAGGAGGCCAUCCCGAGUCUCUGAACCCUAGUUUCUCCCUGUGGUGGCGAUUACCAGAGGAAUGGCAGCUAAAUUGCAAGUUAAACAUAACCGUGCUGCCCGAAUGGAACGGUGCUGGAGAUACGGCCAUCAACUACCUAAGUGAAAUGGGAUUCCUAGCUGCCCUAAGCCCAAAAAUGAAGGAGGGAAUCGCUCAAUUGGCUCCAUUCAAGUGGACCUCAAACAACCAUCCGCACGCUGCGCAUGCAGCAGAGGUUGAACCGAUUGAACAAGGAGUCCAGAUAGAAUCCUACUCAUCUGAUGAAGAGGGGAAUCUGGAGCAAGAUGUCAACUUCGCUUCCAAUAACAAUCAUAGACUGCUGCCACGUUCUGGGGGGCAUAAGCCUGCUCUUGCUAAACCAGAAUUUCCGCAUGGUAAGAUGGUAAACGGGAUUACUUUCGAGAGGGACGACUCCAAGGUCAGCCUGCGAGAACCCAAUGGAGACUGCUAUAUUUGCACUAGCCCCAAGCAUUUCCAUAGGGAUUGCCCUCACUACGGUAAAUGGAACGUGCUCCAAAAUGUCCAUAAGAUUCAUGUAGUAUGGGACAAAGAAGAAGAGGCAGAUAGAGAGUACUUAGUUAUGCUGGCUGAAACUAAGACUCUGAUUUCUGCUUAUGAGAGUGACAAAAGACUUAAGACCUAUGCUAAGGAAAUUCAUUCGUCCCAGUAUUACCAAAAGGAAUCACUCACUGCUGAAAAGUGUGUUAUGCCCGUGACCAAAGAGCGCGAUGGGAUGGGUGCUCGCUGGUCUGAUGGGAAACAGUUCGCCAUCGUCAAUCCCAACCAGCACUUCACACGCGCGUGCCCCAUCUAUAAUAAGGUCCUGCAUAACUUUUGCUUUUGGGCAACUGGAGACAUCCAUGCCAGACGCAAUAGAAAUCAGUGGUCAGGUCCAGCACAGUUUGGUCAAUUCUUACAGCUAGGGCUGCCAGCUCUUGAUGCAGGUGCUGACGUACCUCCUGUUCCUGUUGAUCCUACUUGGGACUCUUCUGUUGCUCCUGACUUCGACGCCCCUGCCAGUGAGGUCCAGGCUGGUGAUGUCAAUUCUACGGUCAGCAUCAUGCCGAAAGCUGAUAAUGAUGGACAACCCCAUACGCGUGCAGUUAUUAAAAAGGGGAAAGCUGUUACUGCUUGUAAUGGACCCAUUUCACUAGUAGCUGCACUCUACAUCAAUGUAUUUAUGGCAGCUGCCAUGGCAAAACUUGAUCAGCUACCGUGA
This is a messenger RNA of Laccaria bicolor S238N-H82, 1500 nucleotides long. RefSeq lists its product as uncharacterized. NCBI's taxonomy places the organism in Eukaryota, Fungi, Basidiomycota, Agaricomycetes, Agaricales, Hydnangiaceae. The record is from RefSeq and is a predicted model, not a curated record. The transcript is spliced from 5 exons. Bases 1 to 1500 code for a protein of 499 amino acids.